Trifolium pratense (red clover) is the source of this 690-nucleotide messenger RNA. RefSeq lists its product as uncharacterized. The record is from RefSeq and is a predicted model, not a curated record. The transcript has 2 exons. The coding region runs from base 16 to 411 and encodes 131 amino acids. Lineage: Eukaryota; Viridiplantae; Streptophyta; Magnoliopsida; Fabales; Fabaceae.
UUUAGUAAAUAAAAAAUGGUAAAAGGUGAAGAAAAUAAACAGGCAAUAAGUUACAUGGUAUUACUAUUAGGAAAGAGUGAAAAUACAUCGUUUUAUUGUAACCUCAAAACUCAAACGUUGUUUGGAUCAAUUCAAUGGCAGAGAAAGAACCCAAAACAAAAGAUUCUCUUUCAGGAUGUGAAAUCUCCAAGCAUUCUUGAACGAGCUAAGGAGGAGAUUGGGGCAGUUUUCCACUCGCCUCGCCAUAACAAAGAAACUCAUGGGAGAAAUGAUGACAUUGAUCAGGGAACUUCUGUUGAAGAAGUCAAAGGGCCCGGUGUGUUUGAAAGGGUGAAGGAGGAGAUUGAAGCUGUAGUUGAGGCCAUUCAUCCCAAGAAAGAAUCUGAUUCUACUGACUCUCCAUCAAAGUGAUCAUAGCUAUUAGCUAGAAAGGGUGUAUCUUUUAAUUUUGUAACAAAGAGUGUCAAACUUGUGUACUUGUGUUUGAAUUGACGAUGAGUUUGAUAAAAUUACGGUGUGCUACUGUGAUAUUGUUAAAAGUUACACUUUAGAGUUUCAAACGAAUCACUGUGUUACCAUGAUUUCGUUAGACUCCACGGUGAUUCCAAACAUACAAUUAAUGGUGUUUGUUAACCAUCCGAACAUUACUAUGUAAUUUGCUUUGUCUAUGGAUUUCCUUUUUUCUGUCGA